This is a messenger RNA of Polychytrium aggregatum, 3416 nucleotides long. RefSeq lists its product as uncharacterized. Lineage: Eukaryota; Fungi; Chytridiomycota; Chytridiomycetes; Polychytriales. The transcript has 9 exons. The coding region runs from base 97 to 3258 and encodes 1053 amino acids. The record is from RefSeq and is a predicted model, not a curated record. Gene Ontology annotation, molecular function: lipid binding.
GCUUCUUCCUCGUCUACUUCUACGCCGUCACCCCCCCCCUCGUUCGCCGCCCCUCAUCCGCUGCCGACCGCCCCGUCCCGUCCUCCUCCUCCCGACAUGUCGCUUCUGGAGGACCUGGACGCCUUCGCGUCCGCCAGCCAGCCCAACUAUCCUCAGAUGGAUCAUCUGCAGCUCAAGACCCACUCGCGGCAGUUCUGGCACUUCUUCUUCGACGCCGCCUUCAAGGUCUUUGAGUCCUCCUCGGACCUGUCUCUGGUCGACCCGGCGGCGCUCUACAACCCGUUCUCGGUUGGCUCUCUCAUUGGCCUGUCGUCCUACACCAACUCGAUCUUUGUCCAGUGGGACGGCUUCCGAGCAAGCUUCUACGGCUUCCUCGGCUUCUGGAUCGCCUCCAUCCUCACCCAGCGCACCUGGUCCUCGCUCUUCCUCACCACCGUGCUUCUUGGCCUGACCAUGGUCUUUUUCAAAGCCAAUCUCAAGCACCUACGCAUCAAGUUCAAGAAGGAGCUGAACACCAUCUCCAAGCUCGCUGAGAAGACCCGCCCCGAAGCCGAGUCCGCCGGCUGGAUCAAUUCGUUUCUCGAGUGUUUCUGGCAUCAGUACGAGAACGACCUUUCUGCUAUGAUCCAAAAGACCGUCAACGACAUUGUUGUUCCCUUCAAAACCAAGGAGCUGGACGAACUUGCCCUUUCAAAGUUCACUUUGGGCUCCUCGCCUAUCAGGGUCAACUACAUCAAGCUCCACAGCAGCCCCAAGCCAGAUGUCAUGAUCAUGGACAUGGCCGUCGAAAUGCCCACCUAUGAUAUGGAAACCGAGCCUCUAAUGGCCGGCACCAUCAAGAAGCCCUCGCACAUCACCCUGACUGCUCGCUUGGCAAGCGGCCUGCUUGAGACCGUGCAGAUCCCGCCGUAUAUCAAGAAUCUACUCGUUCGAUCCAAGAUCUGGAGUCGUCUCGAGUGGCUCCUCCGCCAGGACAUCAAUGUCCACGUAAAAGACAUCAAGUUUUCUGGUGUGAUGAGAAUCGAAAUCACAUUCUACUCUGUCUUCCCUCAUUUGAAAUUGAUCAACGCUAGCUUCUAUCAUCCUCCCUCUCUGGACUUUUCUAUCAAUCCCAUUACCGAGUCCUUCGACCUGAUGGACAUCCCGGUGCUCCGAUCCCAGAUCCUCGCUAUCGUCGAAGAUAACCUCAAGGCCAUCUUGGUUGCCCCCAACAAGUACCCCGUCGAUCUCUCUGUUGCCACCAUCGAAACCGCUCCGGUUGGUGUUCUCAAGGUUGAGAUCCGUCGCGCUCGCGGUCUGCGAAACUCUGAGGCCCUGAAGAAGAGCGACCCAUACGCGAGCGUCUACCUGGGCGGCAACAAGCAAGUCGCCCAGACCGUCUCUGUCAAGGACAGCCUGGAACCCAAAUGGAACGAGGUCCACUAUGUCGUCAUCGACCGCGAGACCCUCACCAACAUCGCGAACGGCUCCGACCAAAUCGUUUUCAAGGUCAAGGACGCAGACACAACUGUUGGCAAGGACGCUGUUAUGGGUGUCUCCGAUCCUCUGUCGCUCUCCCAAUGGAUCCGUCUUCUGGACGUCAACUCCGAUCCUGUCGCUGCGGACGAAUCCGCCCCCGGUACGGAUGGCGCCGAGAACGGCACGGACGCCUCAGAAAGCUCGGCUCCCGCUGUCGAUGAAGAGCUCGAAAAGCUCCGCUCUCAGUGGGGCGAUCCCAGCGAGCCCAACUUUGUGUGGAAGCAGCUUCACCGCGUCAACAAGAAAGAGACAGCACCCACCCGCGAACGAGGAGGCAACAGCGAGAUCCAACUUGGCCUCAGCUACUUCAAGGCCCUGCCGAACGAGGCCACGAUCGACCCCGAUGCCCUGCUCGGCUCGACAAAGUCCGGCAUCUUGCAAGUGCACGUGCACAAGCUCGACGGCUUCCACGAGCUCAAAAACUCGUACAGCGUCGCCAUCAAGACCGACAAGGGUCGCUCGUUGUUCCAGACAAAGUUUGUCCACGGAACUCACCCCGUCAUCGAAGAGUCGUACACCAUGUAUGUGCCGGACCACACCAAGCUGCACAACCGUAUCGAGGUCUACUCCAAGAACGGCCGCAAACCCAUUGCCUACCUUCCGCUGGACGAGGACCUCCUUCGCUCGGGCUUGAACAAGACGCACGAGUUUUACGCUCUGUCUGGCUCGGAGGCCGGUAACGUUGCCCUGACUCUGCGCUUCUUCGCCGUCCCUGUGCGCGAGAGUGCCCUGCAAAAGUCCAGAGUGCCCAUUGCUGCACUCUCUUUCGACAUCAAGAAGGCCAACGAUCUCAAGUCGGUUGAUGGACCGUUCCAAAAGUCCGAUCCGUACGUGAUUGUCGAGAUGGCCAACGUCGAGAUUGGCCGGACCACCGUCAGAGAAAAGACGCUCAACCCCAUCUGGAACGAGUCCUUCAAGACCGUUGUCUUCCAUCCGUCUGCCAAGCUCACCAUGGUGAUUUGUGACUGGAACAAGAGCGGUGUCGUCAAGCCUCUCGGUCGCAUCGACUUGCCGCUGACCAAGCUUUUUGAAAUCGAGACAGAGUCGGGCGCAACUGGAACAAGGGCCGAAGACCCGUACUACACCCGCGCGCUGGCAGAUGGCCUGACCAUUGCCAAGAACGACCAGAACGGCGUUACUGUCACGGCGCCUAUUUACCUGACCGGAAAGAAAAAGUCGGAGCUUCAGGGCACCAUCGAGUUCGAUGCCAAGCUUCAGAACAUCCUUGGCGAUUGCACGAUCGGCUACAGCAGCAUUGUCGUGGUGCCCCGUGCCAUCCAGAGCCAGGGCAGCAACGAAUCCCUCAAAGAGCCAGCCGCCGCCGCCGCGGCUGUUGCCGGUGGCGCUGCCGAUAAGAGCCAGUCGCUGCGCCUAUCGCCAUCCGAUGCAAACAUCACCUUGGGCCACCAGUCGCUUGACAGAGGCAGCAAGAUCUCGACCGAGUCCUUGAACCCGGGACAGCUGGCAACCAUAAAGUCUCAACAGAGCAUACUGAGUUCACAGGGCGGCACGCUGCUCACAGAGGGCAUGCGUGAUGACAUUCUGAACAGCUUCCGUCAACGAGUCGCCCGAUGUUUCCCAGGAAAACACCUAUGUCCGCGUCAGCCGGAACCAGGAUGUCAUUUUAACCACCUCCACGCAGUCCGACGCUCCUGCGAUCUGGGACGAGGAGAGCUACUGGGUUACUUCGGAUAUCCAUUCUGCCUCCAUCAAGUUCCAGCUGUUCCAGCAGCGGGGUGAGGAUGCCGACCCGUCCAGCGACCCGCUCGUCGGUGCCUGGGAAGGCCCGGUCAGCAGCUUCAUCGGCAUCGGCCAGCAUGUCAUUCAGCUCGAGCGAUCCAUUACCCUUGGAGCUGGUAGUCCCGGCGAAGCUGUCCUGAAGGAUCACAGAAGCCUCU